CCUGGUGGUUUCUGAGCCCCCCCCCAGCAUUGCCUAAGCCCCUCUCCUCCCUGAACCAGGUUCUGUUUCUCUGCCUUCUCUCCCCCGGUAGUUUUUACAUCCCUGACACAGACUUCCUGUGAGUCAUCACAGCAGACAUUAGAGAAGUAACUGGAAGAAGAGACACAAGUGUGGUGAUGGGGUAUCCGGCAAGUGACAGCUGAUGAAUUAAAACCUUCUCCCUGUCCAAUUCUGAGGGCAAUGAGAGAAAGCAGAUGAAGGGAAAUAAGAAUUACCGCCCAAAGGGGAGUCAUGAAAAUUGGCAUCAGCGCCUUUGUAGGCUCAGAAGCUCCCCUGAGCCUCGGCAGGCCAAGAAAAUUGGAGGACAUGGCAAGAAAGACCCCAGAUGAUCGACCUUGUGCGUGAGCUUCCUGCCAGCUCAGCCCUGGGAAACCGGACGAUGGAGAAGCUGACGGUUAUUAAGGUGGAAGUGGAAGAUCUCCUCAAGCAACCCCGGGAGAAGAUGUACACUUGCACGAUCUGCGGGGACAGCUUUAAUCACAAGAGCGUCCUAGCCACGCACCAGAAGACCCACAAGGAGGAGAUGCUAGUGGAGCACCAUGAGCAGGAGGGAAGUGCCAUCACAGCAGGAAAGCCAACAAGCCAGCAAGCCACCAGAAGGGCAGAGGAUGCCAGCCAGGAAGGUGUGAACCAGCAGGGAGAUCUCUCAGCGCAGAAGGAAUCCCUGCAGAAAGCAAAGCCCUACUCUUGCACCGACUGUGAGAAGAGCUUCAAGAUGAAGGUGGACCUCACCAAGCACCUCAGGACCCACACAGGGGAGAGGCCUUUCCCAUGCAUGGAGUGUGGGAAGAGGUUCAUCACCAAGUCGCAGCUGAAGGAGCACCAGAGGAUCCACACCGGGGAGCGACCUUACCAGUGCUCCGAGUGCGGGAAAUGCUUCACGCAGAAGUCACAGCUCAUUGUUCACCGGAGGAUCCACACUGGCGAGAAGCCCUACAAGUGCAGCAGCUGCCAGAAGAGCUUUGUGGACAAGUCGCAGCUGGUCGCCCACCACCGUAUCCACACAGGUGACCGACCCUUCAAGUGCGGGUUGUGCGCCAGGGGUUUCCGCCAGAAGAUCACCCUCAUUAAACACCAGAGGGUCCACACCGGGGAGGGGGGGCGACGGCAUGGCGGGCCCUAUACUGGCAACGCCUCACAGCUCAUCGUUCCCGAGUCGACGCCGGACGGGGAGAAGAUAUUCCGAUGCGGCACGUGUGGAAAGGAGUUCAAGAAGAAGUCGAUCCUGGUGACCCACCAGAGGAUCCACACUGGGGAGGAACCCUACCAUUGCGCCGAGUGCGGGAAGCGCUUCCGGCAGAAGAUCCACCUGAUCCGCCAUCAGAGGACCCACGCCAGGGGGGAGGCCCACGUGUGUGUUGAGUGCGGGGAUGGCUUCAGCAGCAAGGGGCAGCUGCUGAGGCACCAGCGGUGCCAGCACCAGAGCGAGAGACCCCACACGUGUCCCGAGUGUGGGAGAAGCUUUAGCCAGAAAGUAGGCCUCAUGGCGCACCAGAGAGUCCAUGAGAGGGAGAAGGGAGAUGGGAGAGUGGCCGCCACCGAGGGGAGCGCUGUUGAGGCGGCAGACGGGAGGCUGCCUGCCAAAAAUGGCAAAGGCAGCAGCCAUCCGGGGGACCUGAUGGUGCCUCGUAAGAGCCAGGUCUAUACCUGCACCCAGUGUGGCAAGACAUUCACCAAGAAAGGGAACUUUGCCAACCACCAGCGAGCCCACACGGAGGAACGGGCGCACCGGUGUGGCGUCUGCGGCAAGAAGUUCACCAAGAGGGGGGAGCUGACCAAGCACGAGCGGAUCCACACGGGCGAGAGGCCGUACAUCUGCGGCGACUGCGGCAAGCGCUUCACUCAGCGCACCCAGCUGGUCACCCACCAGCGCAUCCACACCGGGGAGAAGCCCUACCCCUGCGCUGACUGCGGCAAGCGCUUCAUCGACAAGUCCCGGUUGACUGUGCACCGGCGUAUCCACACCGGCGACCGGCCCUUCCAGUGCACUGCCUGCGGCAAGGGCUUCCGCCAGAAGAUCGCCCUCAUCAAGCACCACCGAGUCCACGAGAGGGGCCGUCUGGAUGGGGAGGUCUCAGGGGGGAAGGAGCACGAAUGCCCCCAGUGCGGGAAAGGCUUUGGCACCAAGGAGAACCUAGCCAGCCACCAACGGCUCCAUGCCACCGAGAGGCCCUUCAAGUGCGGUGAGUGCGGGAAGAGCUUCACACAGAAAGCCCAGCUGGUGGUGCACCAGCGCAUCCACACCGGGGAGCGCCCCUUCCGCUGCACCGACUGCCACAAGGGCUUCAUUGACAAGUCUCGGCUCAUCGUCCACCGCCGGAUCCACACCGGCGAGCGGCCCUUCAAGUGCACGGCCUGCGGGAGGGCCUUCACCCAGAAAAUCGCCCUGACCACCCACCAGCGAGUCCACAUGAGGGAGCAUGAGGCCACCCGGGAGCCCAACAAAUACUCCAAGCACGGGGAGAAUGACUCGGGCAAGGCCCAGCCAGGCGAGGAGUGGCCCUUCCCCUGCAACGUGUGUGGCCGGGGCUUCCGCAAGGAGAUAGCCCUCAUCACCCACCAGCGGGUCCACACCAAGUACGAACCCAACAGGUGCAGCAAGUGUGGCCAGGUCUUCCCUGACAAGGCCCAGCUGCUCCUGCAUCAGCCCUCCCACGCGGAGGACCGGCCCUUUAAAUGCAACACCUGCGGAAAAGAUUUCAAGCGGAAAGAGAUCCUGAUCACCCACCAGAGAAUCCACACGGGAGAGGUGCCUUUCAAAUGCACCGAGUGCGGGAAAAGCUUCUCCCAGAAGGCCAACCUCAUGAAACACCAGCUCACCCACACCCGGAGGGGCCCCUUCAUCUGCUCUGAGUGUGGGCAGAGCUACACCACCUUGGGGCAUUUUAAAAGGCACCAGAGGAACCAUCUGAGAAAGCGAGCCCCUUCUGGGGAGGGGAAAGACUUGGCAGAGGAGCAGGACACAGAUGAGCUGCCGGAGAUGGGUGUGCACAACGGGCCCAUUAUCGUGGUAAAGACGGAAGUCAAUACAGAUGACUAUGAGGUCCUGCAGGUCCCAUGAAACCUCCCUCAGCAGGGAGUGGUGCGUGUGUAAAGGGAUCCUCCAGAGGCAAUGCAGGAGUAAGGGCCCUGGUGCUGCCAACCCCUAGCGUUCAAAGAAUCCCAGAUCAAGCUACCCUCUCCAGUCAUGAGAAUGGCUAAAAUGUCAUGAGAUUUGAGAAAAAAAUAAUACAUGUGGGGUUCUUUUUAUGAGCCUUUGCGGGUCACGUUUUCAAGGUUUUCUCUGCAACCACAUGGGCUAGAAACUUACUUUUUCAAUGAAAUCUGUGAUUUUGGAUGUCUUCACGUGACUCCUGGAGCUGAGGCUUUAAGGAAAAAACACCAAAUAUCCCAAGAGUUGGCAACACUGACUCUUCCAUAGAUCGGUAUCCAGCACUCAGCAGCACCAAAUAUCAAUAUUAAGCUGACCUGGGUUGCAGGUGGUCUGGGAGAACAUCAGCGAUUCACUGCAGUGUAAAACGUCACCAGUCAUCAUUCCAUACGACAGUAAGAGAGGCAGAUAUCAUCACAGGGCUCUACAUGGAUGGACUGGUGGGCCGAUGCAGAGCCCUGUUGAAGUCAAUAGGCUCCCCAUGGGAUGCAGACAUCCACUUGUGUGGAAGGGUUACCUGGAUCAGGGCCAAUGUACCUAGAAAGAGAGCACCUACUUGAAGAGGAGAUAGGUCCAGAUCCUCAAAGGUAUUUAGGUGCCUAAUUCCCAUUGGCAUCCACAGGGAGUUAGACGCCUAAAUACCUUUGAGGAUCUGGGCCAUAGAGUUUACUUCAAAGUCUGAUCUUUUUUGAUGAUCACGCUUUAAAAUACGCUCACAGACGGUUUUAUUUCGCUAUGCGAUCACCAGUUUUAUUGUUUCAAUACAGGACAUUCACUGCAAAAGCACCGUUCUGGUUGAGGAUCGAAACACACAGGUUGCCUGAUUCACGGCUACGUUAUUCCAGUUUAAAUCUGCCGAUUCCAGUGGUGUAAAACUGGAGGAACGGAGCGGGAAAUCAGGCCCAAGCUAGUUCCGGUUUUGCUGUAAGCUCCUCAGCUGCUGCACAUUGGCAGAACUCAGCUGAAGUCACUGGAUGUACCCCAGCUUGCAUCAGCUGAGAAGCAGGUCCGUGAUUCCCACAAGGUGCAUUUCUCCCAUGCUCUUGUAUCUAUAUAGUCCAGCAGUUCGGUGUCCAGGAGCUCAGAGCAUGGCAUGUAUACAAGGGGAUGACAUUAGGAAGAAAGUGUAACUUUGACUAUCCUCUCUGUUUUGCAUUUAAAUUCUUAACCAUAGCAUUGCCCUGGCCUAAGGCCCUUCCCCCUCUGUAGAAAAUCCAUAUGAGAGGGAAACAUGGGCCAUGAUCCUGAGAACCUGUAACUCCCAUGACUUCCCAACAGUCUAAUCCAGGAGGACUUGUGUCCCAAGCCUGCCAGUCCCAGGACAUUUGCAGGGCAUGGUUGUCUACCUCUUCUCCUUCACUCCUUGCUUGCUGGCUGUAAAUCUCGCUAAGGCCUUAUACGGCUAUGGGUUCCCAGCUCCCCUGGGUUAAAGCUGCUGGGAUUGCUAUGUAAAGUGGCUCUCUCGUGACUCCGCCCUGUGCAACCCCAUGAAAAGCCACUGAACCCCAGUCACAUGGAGGCUUGGGGAUGAAGAGAGCAAUGGCAGCUGUAGGGGCAGCCAAGCACUGCAGCUCCAUCCAUCCCAUCUGGCCCUGGGCGGCCGGGAGGAUGGCAGGGCUCAGCCGUGGUUUGGAAUAAACGUCGGAACCAUUUCAUCAAUACCUGCCGCCUCCUGCUCUCUCUCCCCUUCCCCAGCAGUCAGGCUUUGCAUUACAGACAGGAUCUUGGUUCCUCCAGGGUAUGUCUCCACUGCGGCAGGGAGCGAGCCGCCCAGCCCGGGGAGACAGCCUUGAGAUAGCAGGGCUCACGCUAGCAUGCUACAAAAUAGUUGUGUGGACAUGAUGGCGUCGACUGAUGUUCAGGCGAACCACGCGGUCUGAGACCCACCUUACCUAGCCUGAGCCUCCACCCGGGGCCGCAACAUCCACUCUGCUAUGUCUGAGCGUGCCAGCCCAAGUCUCGCUAGCAGGAGUCUGGAUCCCCAGACUCCUUGCUGCAGCGGAGACAUGCCCGAAGAGUUCACGGAUCCCUCCUGGGACCUGCUUUCUGAAGUCAGCAUGCUCCAUUUGCGACAACAGAGAAGAAUGGGAGUUAGAGGUGGCAAAGCCUCAUUCGGGCAUUUCCCUUCCAAUGCAGGAUUCCCUAUCUUGUCCCAACUUUUGUCUAGGGUGACCAGAUGUCCCAAUUUUAUAGGGACAGUCCCAAUUUUUGAGUCUUUCUUAUAUAGGCUCCUAUUACGCCCCACCCCCUGUCCCGAUUUUUCACAUUUGCUGUCUGGUCACCCUACUUUUGACCAGUCCAGUUAUUAAAUGGCCCAAAGGAAAACGGCUGCCCCGAUUUCCCUGGGGAGACCGUUCCACAGCCUAAUAGCUAUUGAGAAAGUUCCCCUUAUAUUCAUCUUAAAUGCUCCCUUUCUUAGAUUCCUUCCAUUGCCCUGCAUAUCACACCAAGAAUGAGGCCCAGUGUUUUACUGCACAGGGUCUGUUGAAAUCCAGUUCUGGAUCAUGCAAUAUGGAAGUGCAUCGCUGCUUGCAGGGAGUGCCAAGAGGAGCAGCAUUAACUAAACAAUGAUGGAGGUUUUAAUAAGUCUGUGACUGUCUGAAUGCUGUGGACACCAAAGAGGUGCAUAACUUUUAGCACAUAGAUACGCCCAUCGACUUCAGCAGGACUAUUUGUAUGCUUCAAGUUCAGCACGUUUAAUAAUUUCCUCUCCCUCUUCGGUGUGCACAGCAUUCAGAUAGUCAUAGACUUCUUGUGCCCUCCGUCAUUAUUUAGCUCAUGCUGCUCUUCUCUGAGUUCCCCCCACUCAGCAAUCCAUUCCCACAUUGCAGAAUCCAAACCAGGAUUUAGGCAGACCCCGUGGGGUAAAACAGCAGUACAAAUUGGGGUCCAGAGCUGACCCAAAAAAAAUUGCAAAACUUUAACUCUUUCAUUUUGCUUUUUUGUCAAAACUGACUUAUUUUCUCGGUUUUGGAAAUUUCCUCCAACCUUUUUUUUUAAAUUGACCUUUUUCCCUCC
Molecule: messenger RNA, 6229 nt
Organism: Mauremys mutica (yellowpond turtle)
Lineage: Eukaryota; Metazoa; Chordata; Testudines; Geoemydidae
Product: zinc finger protein 585A-like
Exons: 2
Coding region: 386-3121 (911 amino acids)
Source: RefSeq, a predicted model, not a curated record